Camellia sinensis is the source of this 336-nucleotide messenger RNA. Lineage: Eukaryota; Viridiplantae; Streptophyta; Magnoliopsida; Ericales; Theaceae. The record is from RefSeq and is a predicted model, not a curated record.
AUGGAGGAGUAUAGGGAGUUGGAGAGAGAGAUGUGUGAGAAAAAAUUGGCCCCCAAUUUGCCUUAUGUGAAGAAGUUGUUUUUUGGUUGGUUUGAGCCUUUGAGGGAGGCAAUUGCUAAGGAACAGAGUACGCAGCGAACGAAGAAGCAAAAGGCAGCAUUUGCACCGUAUAUCGAUUCUUUGCCGGCUGAUAAGAUGGCAAUUAUUGUGAUGCAUAAGAUGAUGGCUUUGUUGAUGACUGUGCAAGAGGACAUGUCUGUUCGGGUUGUUCAAGCUGCGGUUUGGAUUGGUGUGGCAAUUGAGCAGGAGGUGAGUCUUGAAUUGUUCUGUAUAUGA